GAGGGACCAGCUGCUUCUUCUCGCUUCUUGACUCAGACUUGCCUCAUGUUGUUGUAUUUAGUUUCUCUUAUUUUGUAUUUUUGUUACAGUUUUCUUUAUUAUUCAAGCUUAGUUUACAUUUAUGUGAGCCACUUAUUUUCCUCAAAGAAAAAGAAACUCUGCUGAAGAAUGGCGGAAUAUCCUAAACUUGGGUGAGUGAGGGGAUAUUAUUCCCAGUGUGCCAGGAGGAUUGAAUAUGUUAAUCAUCUCCCCACUUCCACAGCAAUAUUAGAGGAGGAUUCUAUUAGAAAAUUGUGGGAAAGUCACAAAGUCACAUCUGGGGAGACGAUUCGAGUAAGGAUGGAAUGGUGAUGCUAAGAAGCCAUUACUCAGUGACAAUGGCCUGAAAUUGAGAAAGUAAAGGCAACUCACCUCAGUGGGAUCAUGCAGCCCAAUCCAAACCCGACUUUUCUUUUUCUGGUUUGCAGAGAUGUAAUAGGCCACCACAUCUGACUCUUUCUCAUUGAGGAUGGAGGCAAGAUGGGUCCCACAGCCAAAGCUCAGGCACUCAUUCUGAGAAUAGCCAAGCAAUUAAUAAGCUCCACCACUAUUACUAACACACAAACACACACACACACACACACACAGAGAGAGACUCUUUCCCACAAAGCUUUCCCAGAGUGGUUCAGAACUUGUCAAAUAAAUAAUAACAAUUGUCAGGGGUUCAGGGACAGAGGCACAGGGUAGGGAGGAGAUGGAGAGCGAUGGGGAUGAAUCCCAGGACAGCGAGGAAGAGGAUGACAAUGACUCAAGAGAUUCCAUGAGUCUUUCCAGCGAAUCAGAGGAUUCCCAGAAGGGGGCGCCAGUGGUCAAGGCCAGGGGAGCCCCAGGGGGGACGUGUCAGGAACAGGGGGCCAGCGGGGGAUCCCAAAGUGGCAGCUGGGCGUCAGGACCAACCUCCCCGCCAGAGUGCAGCGAAGGGGGUGGAGGUUCCAGUGUAUCAGGGGAAGGAGCUCCGGCAGCAGAGAAGGGAGGGAGGUCGGAGCAAGCCACCCUCCCGGAAGGGGAGGGGAGUAGUGAAGGGAGUAGUGUAACUGUCAAAAGGAAAGUUAGAGGUUGGGCGCGCGCGCCAAGUUCAAAUGUAGAGGCGCGCGGAAGUACAGGGAGCCCGGAGGAAGAGCCAGGUCCUAAAGCCCGCAGGAGGGGGGAAGAGCAGUCGGGGGAUAGCGCGUCAGGGGAAUCCAGGAGGGCGAAACCCCAGCGGGCAGGAAGACCCUGAGGAAAAGGAAAGAGAGAAAGAGGUGGAGCAGCGCAAGGCUCUUAAACUGGUGCAGGGGAGGGACUGACUCAGAGGGGACUUCAACGGUCUAAGCGUACAGACGUGGGGCUGCGCGCCUCGGAUAUGAAGCAAACAAUGAACUGCAAUAAACACUUUUGUAUAUAAGAAGAGAUUGGCGUUGGUCUUUUGUGAGCUGAGACCUGAGGCAGCCUUGACAACAAUUAUUCAAAAAUCAUAAAACACCAGUGGUGGAGAGUUGGAAGUUUUUCAAAUGGGAACUAAAGCAGCUGAGGAAGGAAGAGAGAAAAGGGGGUGAAGAAAAUGCUGUGAGUGGAGCCAGGCCCCUUUCUCCAUCCUCUGGACCUGCUGGGAAACUAAAGAAACCUGCUGGACCUGCUGCACACGAGUGCAAUUAAAGGUGCUUCAAGCACUCAAUCUUGGUGCAAGAAAACCACCUUGAAGCUCAUACACAAAAACUGGGAUGAAUGCAGGAAGAAUGCUCAUAGUCAUGAUUUGGCUGCACUCUUUUCAGAAGCGGGUGGCGCUGUGGGUUAAACCACAGAGCCUAGGACUUGCCAAUCAGAAGGUCAGCGGUUCGAAUCUCCGCAACGGGGUGAGCUCCUGUUGCUUGGUCCCUGCUCCUGCCAACCUAGCAGUUCGAAAGCCCGUCAAAGUGCAAGUAGAUAAGUAAGGACUGCUCCGGCGGGAAGGUAAACGGCGUUUCCGUGCGCUGCUCUGGUUCGCCAGAAGCGCUUAGUCAUGCUGGCCACAUGACCCGGAGGCUGUCUGCAGACAAACGCCGGCUCCCUCGGCCUAUAGAGCGAGAUGAGCGCGCAACCCCAGAGUCGGUCACGACUGGACCUACUGGUCAGGGGUCCCUUUACCUUUAUGCAGGCAUGUGGAAUGUUGACCUGUGUUUUAAUCUGGUUUUGUAGCUUAUCCUUGAAUUUAACUAUUAUCUUAAUGUUUGAAAUAGUUGUUCUUAACUGUAUAUAGCUGGGUGAUGUCAGGUUUUCAACACCAUGAUGUAUCACCAGCCAAACAUCACAAUCUGGCGAUACACCAUGAUGUUGAAACAACAAUCUGUAUUGGCCCCAGCCCUCAAGGCAUGGGGUGAAACGGCCACAGCUCUCAUUGCAAGAGAUGAGGCACUUUCAUCCCAACACCCUGCAGAGCUGAGGAUGACACAGCUUGUUUGCGGUUCUUGGCUUGGGGGUGGGAAGGCUCCACUCCCCCCCCCCCAGCUGAGUGAGCCCUGAGGUCCCUCCUGCUCACAUGCAAGCUGGAGGGACAAAGGGGCAGAGAUAGCUUGUAUCUUUUCACUUGUGAGAUGGUACCUUCUUGCCAGGCCAUCUCUCCUGACUGUUAAUUAAGCUUUCUUGGCUCCUGUGGAAACAGGUUAAUUGAACACAAUGGGUGAGCAGCUCUCUUUUGAUUAUACCAAGAUGAUGGCCAGGUAUUGUCUCCCAACAGCUCACACUGAUAGCCCUCCUCACAAAAAUGUCAUCUGAAACCCAUCACAGCACCUGAUGUGACAGCUUGGUUGGUGAGAAACAGCUUCUUACCUCAGCUUCAGACCAAGUUUUCUGAGAGUCAAAAUAUGCAUAGCAGCUGCCCUGGGAUUUCAGCCAAUUCCUGGGACAGGAUCUGGCCUUUACUGUAUGGAGAGAGGAGUAAAAGAAGAAAAAGAUGGGGAGGGGGACAAAAACUGUUAGAAUGCAAUUUUCAAUGUGGAAUCCUACUUCACCUACAAAUUUGCACAGAUAAUUUUAAGAUUAAUGAAUGCAGACCUAAUUUAAACAUUCCUGCUUCCAUUGGUGACUGGUACCCCAUGGCACCGAUAUGAAAUUGGGACAGAAAGCAGGGAGGCAAACAGUAAGUGGAUCCAGAGUCCAUGACAGGCAGCGCCACUCCCUGACUGGUUGUCAAUAUGAAUAUGAGGAGUGGUUCAGAGCAGACUGAGGUUGGUAGGGAAGUUUCCUAUUCACCCUAAUGGACCUGCUUCCAUUGCCUGGUUAUUUAUUCCAACAGCCUUAGCUGGGUUACCAUCACCUGGAAAUCUGAGAAGUAGUUUUGUUUUUAUAAAUGCUUAACCCCAAUUAAAAUUUCUGGGGAAUUUCCAGAUAAUUGUUAAAGCACUCACCUGCUGGGAAUGAAUAGGAGACCAGGAAACCAAGAAGGCAAAGGUAGGUGACAACCCCCAUCUUCUGGGUGACCUUUAGUGGAAGGAAAUGUGCAGCAAAUUAAAAACCUAUCCUUACUUAUUGGCAUUGUAAAUGUGGGGAUAGCAGGACGAAGUAAAUCGGUAUUUUCUGUUCUUAAAAUCAUAAAUGGGAAGAUUAGAGAAAGAAGAGAGAACCCAAAACUUAAAGUUGGCGAUUGGUGAAGUAUCAUGGAGUCAAAUAAGGUUUGUGUGCAGAGGCACCUAGUGCUGACCAUGUUCCAUCUUCUGGUUGACCUUUUAUGGAAGGUCAAAACCUAUCCCCACUGAUUGCCAUUUCGUCCAUGCGGUGAUGGCAGGAAAAAAUAAAAUAGUAUUUUAUACUCUUAACAUCACAAUUCUCCUUCAUGUGAAUUUCUAAAAAAUGAGAAGAGAAGGAAAAGAAUGGAGAAAAACGAGAAGGUUAGGGAAAGAAGGGAGAACCUAAAGAGUUUGCCAUUGUUGAGGAAUCACAGAUCCUGGAUUCUGGACCAGUGGAGGCUGGUGUCCAUUGGGACUGGUAGGAUUUGUAGGGCAGAAGGAAGUAAAACCAAUGGUAAGUGGCGGCAGAGUCAAUGACAGGCAGAGCCAAGCAAUUCUGGCUUUGUUCUCUUUCCCCUCCAGGGACAACAGGUAGAAGGAAGGGACAGAUGUAAGAAAGAACACACAACACUGGGACUUUCUGAGGGCAGGUGGAGCUUUGUGGGGCUGUGCCCCAUUCGUCCUAGCAUACCUGCCUCCACUGUUUCUAGACCAGGGAUGCUAACUUGAAUAAAAUAUUGAGGCAAGUAAGCCCCGCUCCCAUCAUUGAUCACAAGACGCAGCACACAGACACCAUUUGAAUGGCAGUGCCCAUCAACUGGGGGAGGGCUGGCCCCUUCAAAUAUUUUAUGGGAAGUGAAGGGGCCUCAGCUCCUAGCAGUUGGCUCCGAUGUUCUAGACUAAAGCAGUAUUAACAUUUAUGGAAAGCCUUUUAGUUGUUAAUCUGUUGCUCUUGUCCCUCUUUUGUUUUAUGGGAAGAACAAUACAGUGGUACCUCGGGUUAAGUACUUAAUUCGUUCCGGAGCUCUGUUCUUAACCUGAAACCGUUCUUAACCUGAAGCACCACUUUAGCUAAUGGGGCCUCCUACUGCUGCUGCAUCGCCAGAGCACAAUUCCUGUUCUCAUCCUGAAGCAAAGUUCUUAACCUGAAGCACGAUUUCUGGGUUAGUGGAGUCUGUAACCUGAAGCGUAUGUAACUUGAAGCGUAUGUAACCUGAGGUACCACUGUAAUAACCCUCAGGUUGGUGGGCUGCCUUAAGAAAGUUAAGAAGGAGUGGAGGUGCCUCUAUGUCAGGCUGCUGUCAGUGGCUCCCAGCUAGUUGCCCAGAAAAGUAUAAAGGCAAGGAAAAGUUUCUUACAGUCAUUUUUAUUUCAAACUUUACAGAGAGAGCCUCUUGGAUAAUGGAGUUGUCCUGAAUGAAUCUCCACCUCCUUCUCUCCCACUUCCUCAUUCAUCAUCAUCUUCUUCUUCUCUACAGGUGCCACUAAGUGUCCUCUGUCCUUUGAGCUCUUUGUUCUCCCACUUUUAAGGCCUGCCUGGUUCUGGGAGGUGGUGGAUCUGGACUGCUGUCUAAUGACAACGUGUCAGCCAGCUACUGCUCUGGCUCUGCCUGCUCCUCUUCUCCCAUUAUUUCCCAACUUUCCCCCUCUGGCUCGGAGCUCUGACCUCCCACAAACCACUAUUGGAAAUCUAUAUUGUCUCCCUCCUCCUCCUCCUCCCUGGAAGGGACAGGAUGGGAAGGUGGUCUCCACCCCUCCUCCUCCUUUGCCCAGUCCCUGACACUCUAUUCUGGAAGAGAAGAUCUUUGUUGGCAGAAGGGAACAGGGAGCUCAGGGAGCAAAAGGUAAUUCCCUGGUGGUAGCCCCAGAAACAGGCAAAGGAAGGACAGAGAUUGCUUUGGAUUUACUUGAUCCAGUCUUAUUGAUACAUGCAAGAGGCCCCAGGGGCGGGACAUCAUCAGCACCUGCCUGCAAAUGGUGUAACUAAUUCUCCCCUCCAUUGGAGCCAAUGAAGGGCAACAACGUACAAGUUAAUAGUUAGCAAAUGGUCAGGAAAAUGGAAUAAACUGCCUUGGGAAUGCAGUCAUACACAGAACAACUGUGUCUCAGGCUGCUGGGCUCAUUCUUAUACAGAGCUGGGCUAGGGCAGGGCAUGGAAAGGCAGGAAGAAAGAUGAACCAUUUACCCAUAUAUGGACUGGUCGAAUGAACAAUGCAGCAUCCCAGGCCUUCUCAGUGGUCACUGCUAGGAUAUAGUUCCGUUCCACCUUUAGAACAGGCAUGUAGAGUUGUUGUAUGUCACAUGUCAGUUUACUUCCAGCACAGUCUGCUGGGAACUUCCCUUGUAUAUAGCUUUUGCCUGUGCUGUUUGCUUGGACACAAAGGGAAGCAGACAUGUUUUUUCCUUUGUCCUGAUGCUGAAUAAAUGCUUGUAAAUAUGCUUACAUAUUCCUCUGUCCGCUACUUCUGUUGCAAAGAGUUCUUAUCUCUGCUAGCUUGCCCUUAUUAUUAUUAACUCCUGGAACCUCACACUGCUUGGAGAGUAGAGUGGUGUGCAACAAUUUUAAGCCUGAACUGUUUGCGGCUACUUUUCCUGAGGCAUCAAUGCUCAGUGCAUAGAUUGGAAAACACCUAUGGCUUUUUAAAAUAACUUUUAUUAAAACAACAACAACAACCAGAAGCUUUUUUAUUAGGAAUUGUAGGUGCUGAUAUUUCAAAGGAGCAGGAAAGACUUUUUAUGUAUGCAACAACAGCCACACGGAUGCUAUUAGCCCAGAGAUGGUAAGAAGACAGUCCCUACCAGAGAAGAAUGGCAAAACUGACCAGAAAGCUCAGGAACUAAGAAUACCAAAACUUCAAUAAAGAAUGGAGGGGAAUUUUAAUUUACUUGAGAGACCACUGUAAGCAGAUAAAAACAUUAGCAGGAUUACAAUAACACUUGUAAUGUAGAAGAUAUUAUGGAUAAAAUGGAGAGACCUAAAAAGCAGAGACAUCACCUUGCCAACAAAGGUCUGUAUAGUUAAAGCUAUGGUUUUCCCAGUAGUGAUGUAUGGAAGUGAGAGCUGGACCAUAAAGAAGGCUGAUUGCCGAAGAAUUGAUGCUUUUGAAUUAUGGUGCUGGAGGAGACUCUUGAGAGUCCCAUGGACUGCCAGAAGAUCAGACCUAUCCAUUCUGAAGGAAAUCAGCCCUGAGUGCUCACUGGAAGGACAGAUCCUGAAGCUGAGGCUUCAAUACUUUGGCCACCUCAUGAGAAGAGAAGAGUCCCUAGAAAAGACCCUGAUGUUGGGAAAGAUGGAGGGCACACGGAGAAGGGGACGACAGAGGACAAGAUGGUUGGACAGUGUUCUCGAAGCUACAAACAUGAGUCUGACCAAACUGCAGGAGGCAGUGGAAGACAGGAGUGCCUGGCGUGCUCUGGUCCAUGGGGUCACGAAGAGUCGGACACGACUAAACGACUAAACAACAACAACGAGUGUGUAGAAAAUAACCUACAACACAAAGAUAAGAUUUUUAUUUGUUGCUAUGCCCACUGCUGGCAAGGAGCCCCUGGAAGCUUGAACAGAAGGAACGGUGGCCCCCUAGGCUGAUAAAACACCCCCUCCCCACUCCUGGUCUAAAAUGUAAAUACCCCCCACUUCCAGUCUUGACUUUAUUGUCUCUGAUGCGGCAUGCAAAAAUAAAAAUAAAAAUGUCAGUCCAUUUGUUUUCAUAAAUAGAGAAAUUGGUGUUAAAAGCCUGGUUUUGUGAAUGAAAUGAACCAAGCACAGCACUUAUUUGUGGAAAUGCAACUUUUCAUAUUUGUAUACUGAUCAACAUUCUUGAUGAUUCCCCAACCAACACAGAAUUCAAUCCUUGCUUUCUGCUGCCACCUAGUGACAAAGAAACGUUAGAGGCACCCUGUUCAUUUUCUUGCUUUCUACGGCUUCUUCAUCUCUGUGCGAGAGCAAGCAUUGUUGCUAUACCAGGAUGGCUUCAGGGAGACAUUACCAAACUCUCAUCUUGCUUAUCUUACUGAGAUACUAGAACUUUAAAGUAAAGAUUACUUUAAAACUGGAAACUGGGGCUUUCUCCUUCUCCAUGCCUCUUACCCAGCUCAAAAUUCAUUUUCUUCCACCCACAAUCCAAAUUUAAUCCCACCGCUUUUCUCUGUCUCUCCCCAUCCCUACAAAGGACAGUAGUUCAGUGGCAGAGCAUGUGUCUUCCAUGCAGAAGGUUCUGGGUUCAAUUCCUGGCAUCUCCAGUUAGGACUGGGAAAGACAACACAUCACUGGAAAUGUUGCUGUCUGUUGCAUUUGUGUUCUUUUGGCUAAAGGCAGAACAGAAAAACACAAUGGUCCCCCUAGGGGUUCCCAAAUGGUGGUCCUUGAUUGGUGAGCUUCAUUCAGGUGGUCUGCAAAUGUAGGCACCAUCAUUUGAGCAAAGGGUAAUAAUGGCCCUUUAAAACCUCCCAGCAACAACGACAAUAAAAAACCUUCCAAGGCUCUGUUGCUUCAGGUUUAUCAUUUGGCAGGCUUUACUGACAUUGCUGUUAUCUACUCCCCAAGAACUGUAUGCCCAAUUUCCAAAGAAAUUCACACCUGAAAAACAACUGCAAAGGGUUCUGAGUACAAUCACUUCUUAAAAAAUACUUAAAACAUGAACAUAAUGUUGCUGUGUAGUCAUAGCAAAAAAAAUUUCAGCCUAGAGGCAACUGUUGUUGGGAGUUAAAUUCCUUUCUGGCUCUGAUAACCGGUGGCGACUACAAGCCCCAGAGAGAGCCUCUAAACCGAGGAAGGGAGGGAGAAAUGGGUAAGUCUCCUCUACAUGAGGAAAAGGAGGAAGGAGGCCGGGCAAGGCAGCAGCUGGUCCUUUUAAAGGUAGCUGGGAUGGGCAGCAAACACUCUUGUGGUAGAAAUGGCAUUGGGUAGCGUAGAUGGAUAAAGCGAACUCCCUUAAUAUGCUUUGUAAGGAGAAGAGCCCCCAGCCCUAGCUUGGGUGGACUUGACUGGCCGGUCACCAUCUCAAGUUUCUAGCAGUCUCAGUUGCUUGGUUUUGUUGAAAAACGAAAUUGCCACCAGAAGAACAGCUUCUAAAGCUGUGUUCAAACCCCCAAUCAUGAGCAAACAGUCGACACUCUUAGUGAAGGGCAUAUUAUCACACACAGCUAUCCCAGGAAUGCCAUGACCCAUGAACAUAGCUUUAAACUAAGGUUUCCAGAUGUCCCCGUUUCCCAGGGACAGUCCCCAGAUUUACAAAUCAGUCCCCUGACAAAAUCCAUCUAUUUAGUAGGAAGUUGAAAAGUGUCCCUGGAUUCAUUGGGGAAAAAAUCUGGUAAUCCGACUUUAAACUUAACAGUCACAGUUACUGCCAUCUUCCAAGGCAGCCUCGAUGUUUCUCAAUAUUGAAAAACAUCAACCACAAGAAGAAAAGGGGGAGAGCCAUGUUCAAGUGCAUCUACACCCAACAUAUUCCAUGGUAAUUCAGAAACCACCUGUGGUUUAUGUGGUUCCCUUUGAUUACUCAAAGCAAGCCUAGCACAAGCGCAACAACUUCCACCCACCUUCUAGUUAUCACUGGAUAUGCCAGCUUGCAUAUCAAUCCUCUUGCUCUAGCUUUAGUUAUCUGAAUGUCCUGAUGAGUCAUAAGUUGCAAGAGGAUACUCUGUCUUUGAGACACUCUGUCUCCCAAAUAAAAGUUUACUUCUAGGUAAAGGUAAGGUAAAGGAUCCCUGGGCGGUUAAGUCCAGUCAAAGCGGACUAUGGGGUUGCGGCGCUUAUCUUGCUUUAAGGCUAAGGGAGCCUGUGGUCUAAACCAUGGAGCCUCUUGGGCUUGCCGAUCAAAAGGUUGGUGGUUCAAAUCCCCAUGACAGAGUGAGCUCCCGUUGCUCUGCCCCAGCUUCUGUCAACCUAGCAGUUCAAAAGCACACCAGUACAAGUAGAUAAAUAGGUACCAUUACAGCGGGAAGGUAAACAGUGUUUCCGUGCGCUCUGGUUUUGUCACAGUGUUCUGUUGUGCCAGAAGCAGUUUAGUCAUGCUGGCCACAUGACCUGGAAAGCUGUCUGCGGACAAAUGCCGCUCCCUCGGCCAGAAAGCGAGAUGAGCGCCGCAACCCCAUAGUCGCCUUUGACUGGACAUAACUGUCCAGGGGUCCUUUUCCUUUACCUUUGCUUUUCAGACCGAGGGAGCGUUUGUCCACAGACAGCUUUCCGGGUCAUGUGGCCAGCAAAGAGAACAGUUACCUAACUUCUAGACAACAUAAGGAGUCAUUUACAUGCUAAAAGGGUUUUUGCAGCAAGGACACAUCUCUCAGAUACUGUGGCCAUCCAUGCUUUAUGAGCGCUUCCCCUGCUUUAAGAUGGAAAUCUUGUUUUAUUACUUCCUGCAUAGUAGCUUACCCUUCUGGCUGUAUGGCUGCAGUCACUGUCUGGCCCAUGAACUGCACAGAUUCAGGUUUGGACUGAAUCUCACCCCUUUUAAACGUGAUGUUCGUAGUAUGGACUGCCUCCAUAACUUGAUGGAGAAUCUGAUCAUUCCCCUCAGAUGUUUCUGCAGAGCCAAUUCCACAAUUACUAUCUUUGAGUUUGAGUUCAGAGACAAACUGUUCAAUGGUAUCUCAAUGUACUGUAGCUCUGCAUGGUUCCAAAAGGAAUAUACUGUUCAAACACCAUGUUCUUACAAGGAGUGCCAUUUGUCCUAAAUCAUUCAAGGACUUCUGCUGUGUCAUUUAGCCUUUCAUUAGGAAAAAUAUUGUUGUGAGUUUCAGUGAGGGCGGGGCAGGUAGGGGAGUUGUAUACCUGAAUUAGACAGUUCUGGGAUUUCACACACACACACACACACACACACACACACACACACACACACACAUUUUGGAAUAUUCAUUUAAGCAACCUUAAAUCAAUGACUUCCCUUCUUCUCUUUCCCUGGUUCAGUUUGCUUACAAUAAAUCCCUUUUACAUAAGAUAACCAUUCAGUAUUCCAUUAGUACAGAAAUCAAAACUUAUCUACACUGUUGAAUUUAUCUUAAUUCUACCAGCGUUUUUAAGUGGACACAAUUUUCACCCAUAUAUUCAAUAAACAUUUCCCAAUCUUCUUUAAAUGUAUGUAUUUUUGAAGUUUUAUUCUGUUUUUAAUGCUCUGUUGAAAGCUGCUCAGCCUAGACAGGGUAUAAAUAAAUAAAUUCUUCUCUUCUUCUUCUUCUUCUUCUUCUUCUUCUUCUUCUUCUUCUUCUAUGUUAAAUCUGUAAACUGUGCAUAUUCCAUCAGUUUAAGUUGCUAUUCUUCUUUGGUUGGGACUUCGCUCUUUUUCCAUUUGGUCUAACAAAACACGAAGAUUUCUAGCCUGCCUAGACUAAAGUCAGAGCCGCACCGCACAUUUAAAGCACUCUUAUACAACUUUAGUAGUCAUGGCUUCCUAUAAAGAAUCCCGGGAACUGCUGGUGCCUUUAAUAGACUAAGUUGGGGCCACCAACAUUUUUGGCUUACUGGACAUAUCUGUAAUUAUGAGAUAGGGCCAUGGGUGCCAGUCACAAAAUGGCUGCUGAGCUGCAUGUGAUGUUACACAAAAUGGCUGAUAAAGGCAUGGCUUUUUUUCAGCCAGAACUCACUGGAACGGAGUUCCGGCACCUCUUAGGUGGGUGCCCUUCCCCAUUAUAGGAGAACAAUGGAGGCAUUCAUAGUGAGUUUUGGCACCUCUUUUUCUAGAGAAAUAGCACUGGAAAGGUAUAAUAAUAAUAAUAAUAAUAAUUAUUUAUAUUCCGCCCUCCCCAGCCGAAGCCGGGCUCAGGGUGGCUAACAACAAUAAAACAGUACAAACACAAAAUGGCUGCCAUGAGGGGCAUGACAUAACAGAAAAGGCAUUGGCAGGCAACUGGUGCCUCUGAGCACCACAUUGGCAACCCCUGAACUCUGACCAGAAGAGAGUCCAAAUUUUUCCUCUUCUUUUUUGGCAAUGAGAUAUAUACUGUCUCUAAAAAUGGAGAUUUGAAUUCUCUGUGUGUCUUUGUGGAGUGGGCAAGAGCAGGGCUUUCUUCCAGCCAGAACUCACCAGAACUCAGUUCCGGCACCUCUCAGAUGGGUGCCAUUGCCAUUAUAAGAGAGCAAGGGAGGUGUUUGUGGUGAGUUCCAGCACCUCUUUUUCAAGAAAAAUAGCACUGGGGAGGAGGAUCUCACUUGUAAUCAGAAGUCUACUGACCCUUAAGACGGAAGUUCCAUCUAGCUGUCCUGAUAAAUAGAAAUGAAGAGGUAGCAUCACAUAUCAUACCCAGAACAACAAAAAUCAGUAGUAUAGCCACUCCAUCCCUACCUAUGACUUGUACCGAGGUGCAUACAUGUCACACACCAUAAUAAGUCAGAUGCUAUUUUGCAAAACGAGUCUGAAGAUUUGGUGGAUAUAUGCUUGUUGUCUUGAUAAUGAUACUAAUUUUAACAUACUCAGGUAUAAACUGAGUAUAAAUGGCAAGAGAAUGAGGUGAUAUUUGAAAGGUCAAGCUCCGCAAAGUUGCCAAAGAGAAGAAGCAAGUCCCAGUGACUGAUGGCCAUCUCAAAGAACCAGGACUUUGUUUUAAGAAACAAUAUUCCUUGGAAGGAGAAAUGCCACGUUGCAGGACCACAUGGCGUCCUUUUGCCUAGAGACAGAGACACCAAGACAAGGCCAGAGAUGAUUAUCUUUAAUUUGUGUAGCCAUUUGUGUAUUCAAAAGAUAUACAAUACACUGUAUCAGUCUGCUUGUCACAUGGUACGAGACUAAGUGUAAGAACCUCAGGGACAGAUCCAUUUGAGGUUGAAGACCUUUGCACAAGCAGCCCAAAGAUCAGUCUAACAACCCUCUGUGCUAUUAGACUGGGAAUCUAUUUGGGCUGCCUGAACACAAGGGGUUUAUUUCAUUAUUUUUACUGAUCAAAAGGCCAGUGCUACAUGUGCUCAUGCAUCUGCAGUUGUCAUGUGCUCAUGCAUCUGUAGAAGAAGAAGAGGAGUUUGGAUUUGAUAUCCGCUUUAUCACUACCCAAAGGAGUCUCAAAGCGGUUAACAAUCUCCUUUCCCUUCCUCCCCCACAACAAACACUCUGUGAGGUGAGUGAGGCUGAGAGACCUCAGAGAAGUGUGACUAGCUCAAGGUCACCCAGCAGCUGCAUGUGGAGGAGCGGGGACACGAACCCGGUCCCCAGAUUACAAGACUACCGCUCUUAACCACUACACCACACUGUAUACUGAUAUGUCCAGCUAAAUUUUAUUCACACCAGUAGUGCUCUGCAAGCAGUUUUUCUAAAAGAAAGGGUAUAGUGGAGCUACAUCUAUGCCCAUUGACCAAACUGGUGUGUGUGUUUGUGUGUGUGAUGCUCUGCAAACAUCUUUCUUUUGUGAAAGGCACUUGUGGAGCAACUUGCAUGGCCUCAGGUGGUGCAUAGUCCUAUACAGACUUCCAGACUUGCAAGUGGAUUCCAGGCUUGCAAACAUAUAUUUCCCCCCUCGAAGGAAAUAGCAGAAAAAUAAAUGCUAAACUUGUGGUUUAUUCCACUAGUUUUCCAGAAGCUUGCAAAUGCUUGAAUGUAACGUACAAGUUAACAGUUAGCAAAUGGUCAGGGAAAUGGAAUAAAUUGCCUUGGGAAUGCAGUCAUAUACAUAACAACUCUCCUUGGGUACUAUAUCCCCGCAGAACAUGUGUGAACAUGUGGUAUGAUUGAGAGCUCCUGAGUAGAUUCAAUCAAUACUUUAUUUUUCAGAAAUGAUGCCUCGGCCUUGGUUUUCACCUGGAAGAACAUUUCAGGAUCAAAAAGGGGAUUGUCGCACACCAUACCUGGUAUUAUUUUCAAAAUAACAAGUCUCCACUACACUUAUCACAUGAAUUAUUUUUAAUGUAAUUCAUUGCAACUUGUAUGAAUGAGAGAAGGAUAGAUGGAUGUUUGGAAUGAAAAGUCAAUACCUGCAAGGUUGCCAAAGAGGAACAGCAAGUCCUGGUGACUGAUGGCUAUUGCAGAUCACCAGGACUUUCUUUUAAGGAACAAUAUACCUUGGAAGAAGAAAUGUCACAUUGCAGGACCAUUGUGUCCUUUUUGCUAGAGACACGGGGACAAGGAUAGAGAUGGAUCACACUGCCAGAAAAGGGGCACAUAAUCCAAAAGCUCUGCAAUCAACAUAUUCAUCCACCUGACACAUAAUAAGAGACUGAGCAGAGAGUAUAAGAACUCUGGAGACAGACCCGUUUUGGGUCGAAAACCUUUGUAGCAACACCUGAAGGACCUGUCCAUUGACAGCCAUCUAAUCAGACAGAGCAGCAGUCUUUGGUAAAUAUAUAUCCCUACAGAGCAUGUGUGAAUGUGAUAAAUGUUUGAGAGCCCCUAGAUAGAUUGAAUUAAUAAAAAAAUUCUGAAGACUGGUGUACCAUCUGGCCUUGGUGUAUGUGCAUUGCCCCUUUGAUCCCAGGUUGCCCUCAUGACAAUGAUUAAGUGAUAGAAAAUGUAAAGGGGGAGAGCACAGAUGAUCACCUCUGGACACAGUCUUGUUGGAGUCAGGGAGGUCCUAGGAGACUGGACUGAGGAGGAAUGGUGGAGACCGCUCCCCCCUUCUUCUGCCCUUCCAAGAGGAGACAACAUAGAUUUAGAAGAGUGGGAGAACCUGGGAGAUACUGGAUGACAAGCAGGAGGAGGAAAAAGAACUAGGGGAGAGACAGCUGACAGACUCAGUGUCUUUAGGAAGCAUUCCUGAACUCCCCUCUCAGGUCCUGGUGGGCAUUGAGAGUAGGAGAACAGAAAGCUCAGAGGCAGAACACACAGAUUAGCUGAUGUAGGAAUGAUGUAUAAUAGGAGAGACGGAGGGGUGGGACUUAUUUGGAGCAACACCAUUAUCUGAGAGGCGACAUCCUAUGUCUCUGUGAAUAUUGAAUAAAUUAUCUUGGUAAGAACACCUUCUUUUCCCAUUUCUGGCAGCCAGCCAUGAGGGAGGGGGGAUCAGAUUCCCUGAAACCUGACAGGUAGACAUAGUAGACUUGGUCUCUCUGGUUUCCCCUCUGAUCUUGGGUUGCAUUCAGGAUAUACAUAUUAUAGAGAAAAAUACCCCAUUGAGGGACAACCUAGGGCUUUCCCUUUGCUGGGUUUGCUACUGUGUAAUGGGUGAAAUGGCCCUACAAGAUUGCCAGCAUGCACGGUUUUCCUCCUUGUGGCACUACAUUUUAAUAAUAAUAAUAAUAAUAAUAAUAAUAAUAAUAACAAUGCAACAUUUUCCUUCCAGUUUGGAUUAAAAAAACCCUCUCAUACAUCCACACGCUGACAUGAUCUUAGUUUUUCUUCGAAAACAGGACAUAACUAUGUCAACUCAGGUGUUCCCCCCAUAAAUGAAGAUUAAAGAGAUUAAGCAUAGCAGCGUUCAAAUAUCUGAAGGGCUGUCUCAAGAAAGAUAGAGCAGACUUGUUCUCCCUUGCACCAUAGGACAAAGCUAAAUGGGUGGAAAUUUCAGGCGAGUAGAUUUUAGCUGAAGAAUAGGAGACAAUCCACAAAGGUAUGAGUUCUUCGACAAUGGAGCAAAAUGCAUAGGUAUAUAAGCAGAGGCUGGAUUAUUAUCUGCUGGGGACAAUCAGAGAUGGUGUAGAUUCCUGCCCUGAGCAGUUGGUCUUCAAGUUGGUCUUUCCAGAUCUUAACAUUCUGUUAAGUUCAGGUUUUCUUUUCUUUCUUUAAGCUUCUCAGUUCAUGGAAGUUCAAAUAAAGGAGAAAUGUGAUUAUAGGAUAUAAAAUAUUUAUCUCUCCUUCCUUCCUUCCUUCCUUCCUUCCUUCCUUCCUUCCUUCCUUCCCACAUUGGCUGAAUGGCAAAAUUGACAACACACUGCUUGAAUUGACUGUACAUUCCUCUUUUCCAAAAGGUCAGUCAGAAGAUGGGAUUUGUCACCUACUUCAGCCUUUGCCUUCUUGGAAUCCUGGUCUCCAGUCCUGGUGAGCAGUUUAGCAAACACCUGAGAAUUUCCCAGAAAUCUUCACUGAAAAUAAGCAGUCAUGAGAAUUAAAGUACUUAGUGGAUUUUCAAGAGAUGGCAACCAAGCUAAGCCUAUUAGAACACGGAAGCAGGAGAGUUUAAAUUAGACAUAAUUUAUUGGAGUUGGUCAGCGGAAUCCCUGAUCUGGACCUUGUGCAGAAAUAAAUGAGCUUUCCAUCCCAAGAAUUAGUUUCAAAGCUUUGCUGCAGAGCAGUCUGAAAACUAGUGGCAUAUAAAUGUUACAAAGAACAAAAAUACAGUUACACAUUGCACUCAAGUAGCAGCAGUGCAGUUCAGUUUUUUAAAUCCUUUAAUACAGUCCAAUCUCAGAGACAUACUCCAUUAUGCUGGAGGCUCCUUCUCCCAACACGCUGAGCUGGCAAUCUCUCUGCUGGCUUCCCACAACACAAAGAUACUGAGUUUCUCAGGUUUCAACUUCCUGCUGAUGAGGGAUCUACUUGGGUUUCCAGAGAAGAGUGAUCAGGUAAGCCAAACCCUCUUAAAUGGAAAAACACCAGCAUUCCGCUUUCAGCUAGAGUGAAACCUCUUGCUUAAUGCAAACUUCCCUGCUUUGCAAAUGCAAACAUUUACAGACCUUUAAACUUCAAUGCAUACAUUUUAUGCAAAUUAAACUUCUAAUAUUAACAAGAUCUCUAGUCACUGGUUUCUAAAUAACUUGUGCUUUCUAAAUGGAAUCACCAAUGGUAUACGUAAUGUCGCACUCAGAACAACCUGCUUACUGUUUUAAUCCCUUAUUUCCCCUCAUUUCCUUCUCUCUAAAACAGCCAAGGCUACCUGUCCUAAUGGAUGGCUGGAAAAUCAGGGCAACUGCUAUGCAUAUAUUGAAAAGAUGAUGACAUGGGCUGAUGCUGAGGUAAGAGGAGUUUCUCACCAACCAAGGCAUAAUACAAUGAGAAAGGCAAUCAGCAUGGGCAGUCCCAUGACAAUAUCUAGCUGAUACUUUUCAAUUAACAAAAGAGGGCUGACCACAAAAGGAAGGGAACUCAGCUGGUUAGAUGGAGUCUGAUCAUCUGAGUUGCAGAGCUCAAGCAGAAACAAAGCAGACACAGAGGCAGAGCUAGGUGCUCUGGCACCUGGAGCGGCACACAUGCUGUGCACCCGGGGGUGGGGCUAGCCAUGUGCAUCCCAGGGGGCUAGCCAUGCUCAGGGGCUAGCCGCCAACCCGCGACUCUCCCCCGAGCCGUCGGGGGAAGGGGGAGAGCUGUGCCACUUUGCUGGCGGUCUUCCCCCUUCAUAUUGACAGCUCAGGAGUUGGAGGAGGCUUGACACACCGAAUGUCACCCCCCUCAGGAUGACACCUGGGGCGGACCGCCCCCACGUUGCUCUUCUACUGAACAGACAUUCCAAAGCCAAUCCCUCAAGGUCAAGUUUCAUUGUAUAUAUCCAACCAUAUGUUCUCUUUCCCUGAAAUGUUUGUAAAAUUGCAAAUAAAGAUGCUUCUGAAUCUGGGGUUGUACAAAGACAAAUUUAAGGCUCUUCCAGAUGACCUAUCCAUUGGGUAUUCAUCCUGAUUCUCUUGCAGUUUGCAUGAGGGUUGGAUUGCAUAUUUUUCACCCAUUCAUUCUGAUUUGUUUGCAGGGAGAUUAUAGAACACUGAAUAUUCAUCCUGAGUUGCUUGUGGGAGUGUUUAUACUUCUUCCAAAGAUCCCAUAUUUUUCAUUCCACUUCCCCAUCACUUUCCUAGCCACAAUUCUUUUUUGUUUCUUUUUAGAAGUAGAUUUAUUGUGCCACGAUGAUGCUUUAAAGCACUCUAAUUGUGCAAACGUAACAUUUUCUGGUAUGUGCUUAAAUUCCUCCAGCAAAACACUGACAGGCUCAAUAACAUUGUAUCACACAAGUUAGUAUGGGACAGCAUUGCCUUAUAAUAUUCCGGGAAGACCUGUUCAUCUUAAAAAUACACAAGAAAGUCUAAUUCAGAAAAUAUUAAAAACUUCGAUGCAAGGAAAUUGAUCUGACACUGGCAAGCUCCAACUCUGCAAUAAUCUUACUGGUGAGAUAUGAUAAUGGUAGCAAAGCUUCUCUAAUUCCUUUUCCAUUUUUAGGUUGACUGCCAGAGCUAUGGCCGUGGGGUCCAUCUUGCCUCCAUCCUCAAUCAGAAAGAAUGUUCCAUUGUAGCCAAGUACAUCUUAGCACAACAGAAAACACGCACAGAUGUCUGGAUUGGACUCUAUGAUCCUUUGCAAGUGAGCUGCUUUCACAUAGCUUGUUCCUGAUUGUCAUCAGAGAUGGGGCUCUUUAGCAAUGCAAUUAUCUCAACAAUUUCCUAGUCUGAACUCCAUACACAAAUUAUCCUUUAUUUUCUAUGGUGGGAUGGGGGUUCUCCUCAAAUGUCUCUGCCAUAACAAACAGUAAUUUCCAGUUGGUCAAACUCUCCCAUUUUUGUGAUGGGCUACUCUCUUCUUUUGGGACGCGGGUGGCGCUGUGGGUAAAACCUCAGUGCCUAGGGCUUGCUGAUCGUAUGGUCGGCGGUUCGAAUCCCCGUGGUGGGGUGAGCUCCCGUCUUUCGGUUCCAGCUCCUGCCCACCUAGCAGUUCGAAAGCACCUCGAAGUGCAAGUAGAUAAAUAGGUACCGCUUUAUAGCGGGAAGGUAAACGGCGUUUCCGUGUGCUGCGCUGGUGCUGGCUUGCCAGAGCAGCUUCGUCACGCUGGCCACGUGACCCGGAAGUGUCUCCGGACAGCGCUAGCCCCCGGCCUCUUAAGUGAGAUGGGUGCACAACCCUAGAGUUGGACACGACUGGCCCGUACGGGCAGGGGUACCUUUACCUUUACCUUUACUCUCUUCUUUAAUCACACAAUCUCUUCUGUCUCAUUCCUGCAGAACAGGAAGUGGAAGUGGGCUGAUAAUUCUCCCUUCAAUUUCGCAAGCUGGAAUGCAAAUCAGCCAGGCCUGUUUGUUCCAGUUGCAAAUAAGUUUUGUGUAGAGCUGAGGGAACAGAAAGGUAAGCAAGCCAUUUGCAGGAACAGAUAAAAGGUUUUGGAUUCUCCACUACCUCCUGCUUUCUCCAUCAGUUCCAAACUUUUCUUAGGGUUGUUUCUGACUAAAUCAGGGUUUCCCAAACUUGGGUUUGCAGCUGUUUUUGGACUACAACUCCCACCGUCCCUGACGUCCUGCUAGCUAGGGAUGAUGGGAGUUGUAAUCCAACAACAGCUGGAGACCCAAGUUUCGGAAACCCUAGACUAAAUCAUAAUAGAAAUAUGCACAUUAAAAUUAAAAGACAAGCUGGUAGUCACAAAGGCCCAUUGAUUUCGGUGGUUAAUUCUGAAUGCAACUAAGCUGGUGACAACCCUUAGCCAGGUGUUUAUUUGCAGCAAGGAUCACAAGUAGGUUGCACUGUUGACAGAUGAGCAGUUGUCCAGUUGUUCAACAUUUACGAUUACCUCCAAAUACACUAGGAGCUGAAGGCUUCGGCUACAGCCAAUCUGCAUAAUAUAGUGUAGGAUUACUACACAUUUUGAAAGCAUUGGUUGCUAAAGUCUGGGUUACAUUAUAUUUUUUUCUAGUGUAUUCCUUUAAGAAAUUGUUAGGGCCAAAUGUGGGGAAACUGGGGAAAGUCUUAAGUAAAGGGUGCCAAAAUUGUAUAAUCGGGAGCUUCUGAAACUCAGCAUGAUUUCUAUAUUAUUUUUCCUUUACAAAACUAAUUUCAGCCAUGAGGGCUAGAAGCUUUUGCUUUUCAUAAAUGAAAACUGAGAUUCUAAGAAACUUACUUCCUCCAGACCAGGGGUGGGGAAGGUUUCGCCUGGAAGUCUAAUUAGUCCUUCCAGGCCUUGGAGUUUGCCCUGGCCAGGCUCUUUGGUGUAAACCAUGCCUGCUUUUCAUGGGCCUGAUAUCGUAUGUCAGGCAUUGAAGGAAAACUUGGAUUCAAGUUGAGGCUCUGAAGGAAGAAUUAUAAGCAAACCAGUGAUUGGAAACUUCAUUUUUUAAAAGGAACUAGUUCUUGUUCAGUUUCAUUCUUUUGCACAACAAACUAGUUCAGUUCAAGUUCAUCCAAAUCAACUUUGCAGUUCAUAAAUAGUUCACCCUCAGCUAUUUUUUUUAGUGUUCAGAAUGUUAUAAAGUAAAAAGGUAAAUCAGGAGCCACAUACACGAAAUAAGAUGUCUCACAGGCAAAAUGUCAACAGGUUAAACAUUUCCAUACUAGAAAAACCACACAGUAUAAGGCAUGAAACAUAAUUUACUUUGUUCAUUGGUCUGUACUUCUUGCUGAAAGCUGCUCCUGCUGGAAGACAGCAAAUAUCCUCAGCAGGGAAGAUACAGGAAAUGUCUUACACUCCUCCUUUUUGACUGCAUAUCAACUUUGAUUAAUUUACUGGUGUCCUUAGUAACAGCAGCACCUCCUUAGAACAUUGUCUCCACAUUUCACUUUCUAACUUUUUUCCAGAUGUCUGUCUGACUUUUUUUUAAACUGAAAGCUAAGAGACUGAUAGGGUGGGGAAAGGAGGAGUGAACUUGAAGAUAAAUUAGAAAUGUUACAAAAUUCUGCCUCAAAAUGAACUUAAUUAUGGAAAUUCAGGUGCGGGGAUUAUGGGAAUUUAGGUGCAGUUCAGAGAUUUUUGAAAUAAUUCAUUGAACUUUGUUCAAUUGAUCUACCGGUAGUUCAUUCUAAACACUGAAACAAACCAAUUGGGCUCCCAGUUCUUCCAUUGCAGCAAACAUUUGCAGUUUUUGAAUUUGGUGCCUUUUUCUGUUUCCCUGAACAGUGAUAUAAAAAAGGUGCAAUAUUCAAAAAAACGCUGAAUUUAGUUGCAUAUUUAGGAUCAGGAGUACACUUCGAGUUUGAUGUCUGGAGAUCAACAGGUGGGGCACCCACUUCAAGUGACCUACAGAAGGUGGGCCUCCUGGAUGGAUCUGAAUCUUCCUGUUUGCUCUAGACCACAUGGAACAGGUCGUUAAAUAAUGAGCAACAAGAAAUAAUUUGUGCCAUGUCUUUUGAGUUUUAGAUUUUGAGAAGUGGGAUGCUGUUACCUGUAAAGAGAAAAAUGCCUUUGUCUGUAAACAAUCACCCUAAAGAAGAUUGUAGUUCCCUUCGCUGGACUCUAGCCCGCUGGAAAUCUUUCUGAUCUCAGUACCUCCUCUUCCAGUCCUCAAAGUGAAAGAGGGGUUCUCAUUCAUCACUUUAAAAAUGACCAUAACUGAAGAGCUGCCACUUUGGUUCCCCUCUUCUCCACAAAUUUUUCUUGUGCCUAUACCCCACUAUGAACUUAAUAAAUUCUCUUGGAUGCACAUAUUUCCUGGUGUGUUUCUGUCCUUUGCAAUCCACUCAGACUGCUCUAAGAUGAUCAUCCAAGAAAUAUAUAGGAAGUUGGCUUAUACCAAGUCAGACCAUAGGUCCAUCUAACUCAAUAAUAGGCACAUUGAAUGGCAGUGGAUUUCCAGGUUCAUUCAGACAGGGGACAUUCUCUGUCCCACCUGUAGAUGCUGGAGAUUUAUCUUGGAACACCUAAGGUGGACUGCAAGGGUCUCCUUUCAUAAGUGUGAAAGUACAAGAGAACAUUUCACUAGAUGGUGCUUCGAUUGAAGCAACCCUACAUUGCUAGCUGCACCUAUGCAAUUUCCUGUCCUCUGUGGCAUACACACUAUACCACAGACAUUGACAUCUGACACCAAGGUCACUUCAACACCAUACAUUUAAAGCACUCUUUACAUCACAGUUAUAGCUUCGUCCAAAGAAUUCUGGGAAAUGCACUUUGUUAAGGGUGCUGAGUUAUUAGGAGAGUCCUCACAGUGUGGGAUAACCAGUCUUCUAUAGCCACAUUUUUGCAUGGCUAGAUCUAGGAAGAGAUUUAUAUGGAACAGCCCCAAUGUUUUAUCAAACCAAAGUGCAUCUAGUAUGCAAACUUCAGAAGGGGCUUUAUGGAUUAAAAUAUGCUGCUGGAGCAUGGAAUGAGAAACUAUAGAGCAUGCUCAAAGAGCUGGGGUACACACAAGGUCAUGCAGACAUGUGCGUGUAAACCAAGUGCAAAAAAUAAAUAGUUUUCUUACGUUUUGGCAUUUGUGGAUAAUCUAAUGAUUGUAACUGAGAAUAACCAAGACUAUACAGAGGUUGUGGAAUACCUGAGCAAAGAAGUAC
This is a messenger RNA of Podarcis lilfordi (Lilford's wall lizard), 21523 nucleotides long. Lineage: Eukaryota; Metazoa; Chordata; Lepidosauria; Squamata; Lacertidae. The record is from the annotation of a GenBank genome assembly.